Acipenser ruthenus (sterlet) is the source of this 6941-nucleotide messenger RNA. RefSeq names its product cholecystokinin receptor-like. Gene Ontology annotation, cellular component: membrane. Lineage: Eukaryota; Metazoa; Chordata; Actinopteri; Acipenseriformes; Acipenseridae. The record is from RefSeq and is a predicted model, not a curated record. Gene Ontology annotation, molecular function: gastrin receptor activity; neuropeptide receptor activity. Bases 390 to 1727 code for a protein of 445 amino acids. Gene Ontology annotation, biological process: neuropeptide signaling pathway. The transcript has 5 exons.
CUCUCUUUCUGCGAGUGGCUUCAAAGAGUCUCCGUUCAGAGCACAUAUCAACAGCUAAAGGCAUUAAGAGUCACCAUUCUCAACAGAUCAAGAGAACUCCGCAUCUCUCAGAACCACUAAGACAGGAAGCAGUCUGCUAGAGCCAAGAGGAAAGAUUACACAUGCCAGACGAUGCUGAUUGUAGUGCAUUUCUAACAAAUUAAGUGUUUGAAGUUGCUUGCCAAAGAGACGCCUGGAAGACAGAAUUUCAGAAACUAUUUUUAACUAUUUAAAAAAAACUAUUUAAAAAAACACCUUAUAAAGUAGCCAACAGGAAGCAAAUAGUUACAGAAAAUACUGGAUUAAUUUGUAGUGCUGAGCUUGUCAGGUUUAGGAAGAGUAAAAGCGAAAUGGAAUUACCGACGUUGGACGGGAUAUCCACAGCGGUCAUAGAGUGCAUGGUGAUACAAAGCAACUUCUCUUCUAAUUACACAACGAAUUUGACUUUGUAUUACAACACCACCACCUGUGGAAACGGCUCUGUGACAAGGACAAUAACACCUCAACGUCCUAAAGAUUUGGAUUACUCUGUGAGAAUUCUGCUAUACUCACUGAUUUUCCUGCUCAGUGUCUUUGGAAACGCAUUGAUUAUCAUCGUUCUGAUCUUGAACAAACGAUUGAGAACUGUCACCAACUCCUUCCUGCUCUCACUGGCCCUAAGUGACCUGAUGGUGGCCCUUUUUUGCAUGCCAUUCACCCUCAUCCCCAACCUGAUCGGGGACUUCAUCUUUGGGGAAGCCAUGUGCAAAACUGUGGCCUACUUCAUGGGAAUCUCAGUAAGUGUGUCUACCUUCAGCCUGGUGGCUAUAGCCAUUGAGCGUUACAGUGCUAUCUGUAACCCACUCAAGUCUCGGGCAUGGCAGACCCGUUCUCAUGCCUACCGUGUCAUUGCCUCCACCUGGAUCCUGUCUCUGAUCAUCAUGAUCCCAUACCCUGUCUUCAGCACCCUGAUAGCAUUCCCCAAGGCCAACAACUCCACUGGACACAACUGCCGUCUCAUGUGGCCCAAGGAUCAGGUGCAGCAGGCCUGGUACCUGAUGCUGCUUUUUACUCUGUUCUUUAUCCCUGGUAUUGUGAUGAUAAUUGCCUAUGGACUAAUUUCCCGGGAACUGUAUAGAGGAAUCCAGUUUGAACUGGGCCAGAAAAAAGAAAUCACUGCCCACAAAAAUGGCCUCAAUGUAAUGGGCAAUCCGGCAACCAGCAGUGACGAGGGAGAUGGGUGCUACAUUCAAGUGACGAAGUGUCAGAACAUGGUGGAAAUGUCCACUCUGAACCCUAGUGGUGGAACCAAGAUGGACAGAGCUCGUAGCAACACCUCCGAGGCCAAGCUCAUGGCCAAGAAGCGCGUGGUCCGCAUGCUCAUCGUCAUUGUUGCCAUGUUUUUCGUCUGCUGGAUGCCCAUCUACUCUGUCAACACCUGGCGGGCCUUCGACCACCACACUGCACACAAGGUCCUCUCUGGGGCUCCUAUUUCUUUCAUCCACCUGAUAUCUUAUACAUCUGCCUGUGUCAACCCCAUAAUCUACUGCUUCAUGAACAAGCGUUUCCGCAAAACAUUUCUAGCUACGUUUGCCUGCUGCUGGAGACCUUGCUGCCACUUUCAAGAGACAAAAGAUGAGGUCGCCGGUACCGUGGCCUCGCUGUCUAAAUUCAGCUACACCACUGUCAGCACACUGGGUCCCUCAUAACCAGCCCCUGUGAGCUGAGAGACAGGGAAAACCAUACACAACGGUAUGAUACUGGACAAGACAUCCUUGGCUGUAUGACAUCCUUUUUUUUUUUUUCAUGAUCACCAUAUUCAUUUUUUUUUGUAUUGUUUUUUUGUAGUAGCUCAUCAUGGAAGCCAGAAGGGCAGGUGGAUUUGAAAAGUCAGAUAGCAAGUUUCCUUUGUUAACCCUUAGCGGUCCAUUUAUUCAGUGUGUCUCAGGCACGUCAGGUCCAAUUUAUUUUCACAUGCGCAGUUUAUUUUAGACGCGCUGUUUAAAAGUAUUUUUUUCACAGUUAAAACAGGUUUAAAAGGUACUGCAUAUCAACAGGACACUCAGUACUGCAUCUCCAUCCCCGCCCCACCCCUUGUUAGCUGUAUUUUUUCCAUACCUCUUCGUAGUCUUGAAUACUGAUAAAUCAUCUCCUGAUCACUCGUUUUAUCACCAAACUCCUCAAUAAUGCGAUCUAAGUCAUUAUUUUAUUACAAUAACAUCUCAAAAAGCUCUCAAAAAGACUAGGGACCUGUUUUUUACGUCUUUUUGAUGAUGUCGGACAGGGUCCGACAUUGGACCGGAAAGGGAAAAUUGUAAUUUCGGACCAGGUCCGACAUAGGACCGCAAAGGAUUAAGAAUACUUGCUGCAAUUUUUUCAGGACCCACAAACCUGCUGCUUCUGCUUUCACCAGUAUUAUCUGAUUUAUUUCACUUCUUACUUUUGGUUACAAACGGUACAGUUUUGUCCAGUAUAUCGUUAAGCUUGUUAUGUAGACAGAAGUCUGGGUUACUCCACUCAAUGAGAAUACUAUAACAAUUUUAAACAAUACAGCCAAACCUAUACAGUACUAGUAUCGUUUUCAAACAAAAGUUUUUUAAAAAUGCUGUUUGAGUAUUAUUUAAUGGCGUAUCUAAGAGUAGUAUACAGUAUCUAUUAAAGCAUUGUUCUUGAUAGAACUGUUCAUUCCUUUAUGACAUUGCACUUUGGUGCGAGUCAGUUCCAGAUAAUUAAAGGAUCAAUGCUUUGAUGUAAAGCAAUUAGGGAGUGUGCCAAAGGGAACAGACACUUUAAAUAAAACUCUUUUGUCUCAUUAAUCCUCACCAUAAAUUAAGAUUUGGUAAAAAAAAAAAAAAAAAAAAAAAAGAAAAAAAAGAAAAAGGUAUAACUAAAGGAAAUUGUAAAUUUCACAAAAAAAGACUAUAGUUGCAAAAAUUGCCACUGCUUUGGAAUUUACUAAUUCCAGUUAUCCACAUAGAAACGUAUUGAGAUUACUUACAGACGAUUUGAUCGAGAUUGAUUGUUCCCCUGAGGUCUGAUCUGAGAUCAUUUUACCUGAACUGCACAACAAUAACAUGUAAGAUUACUGUUCAAAAUCACACCACCCUGCAAUGUAAAAUAAGAAAAAUAAUAACAAUUUUAAACUACAGAUUAAUGAAACCUCUAACAUUCUAAAAGUGCAUUUCCCAAAAAAUGUAAAUAUUAAUAAAAAGAUAUUACAAACUUGUAAGAGUGGGAUACAUUUUACAGGAAACCGUAUAACUGAAAUGGGCAUUUAAAACCGUAUAACUGAAAUGGGCAUUUAAAACUGUUUGUAUAAACCAUGUGGGGUUGUAGAACUUAACUGGGAGUAAAUACAUUUCAUUAUGCAUGGAUCACUCGCUUGGGCUUGCAUGAAUACACAACAGUUUAACCCACUGAAUCAUCCAUAUUAAUAGAAUACUACUCGUUUAGUAUUAAAUUUGGCCAAAACAAUUUCAUCUAUUCAUUUGAAUACUUGCAAAAAUUGUAUAAAGUAGGGUUACAUUUAGAUGUGUUAUCAUCUUGCACUAAUUGCUGACUGAAAGAAAAUGUUGUUUUUCAUAUAUGUAACAUAUACCAACAUUUAUUGAUGAACAACAUUUGAAUUUAAAUAGCAUUUGUAUGGGCAAAAAGUUUUUAUUUUUAUAUAGAUUUUUUUGCUUUUGUAGUUUAAUUGUUAAUCAACAACUUCAUUUUUAAAAUGCAGUAUGUUUGGUACAGUACUCACAUGAUACCCCUACAUAGAGAGAAACAAUCUAAAGCACAAAUUAUCUUGUUAAGGAACCAGUGUAUACAGCCCAUUAACGUGUAAAGGUAUUGGUUUUACACUUCAAGCUGAACUGCACGAUAAGCGCGGUAUUCUGUGACGUGCAUCGAGGUGCCGCAAGUUUACCUCGCUACCAGGGACAAUAUCCAUGGAACCCACCGUAUAUAGCCUGGAACAAAGAAGAAUCAGGGUGGACAUGAGUGAAGUCUUCAAAAUCUUAUAUGGAGUUGACAUAGUUGACCCAAACCAAUACUUUAAGUGCAGUACAGAAACCAGGACCAGGGGGUGCAGUUGUAAAUUAAGUGGAGAUAAAGGACAGAGGGAAGGAGACACUUCUUCACAAAGAAAGUGGUGAUGGUAUGGAAUGGGCUACCUUGUCAUGUUGUUGAGGCAGAAACACUUAGUUCCUUGUCUGAAUGGCCUCUCAGUCGUAUAUGUGCUUAUUACUCAAUAGCCAGGGAGGUGCUAAUACAAUUGAACUAUAAAAACAUCAUCAAUAAGUGACAUUGACAAUAUAGCUAGGAACAAAGACUAUUAUAUAGUGAGAUGCAGUUGAUUUUGUCAGAACCUUGGAGAACGGAGAUGAUCCCCUGAUUAUCCAAUGUAAUCCAGGUUCAGUUAGCUUUGUUAAAUAUACAUAUAUACUGCACCUGUUUAAGUGAUAGAGAAGUCUGACUGUGCUAAGUAACCUGUAAGAGGUUUCAUUACCAGUAAAUGCAAUAUUCCUACGCAACAGAAAAUGACAACGGAAAUGACCUUGUGGCGGAGUGUCCCGCCCCUAUUUAUUAUUAUUUGUAUUUUUGUUUGCGGCGCGGGUAAAAGCGCCGCGUCUUUUAUUAUUAUUUAAAAACCCCGUGAGGAUGCAUGGCUGAUCAGCUACUGAUUAUUUAACUAGCUGACAGUCAUGCAUCCUUACCAAACGCGUGCAGACUCUGGCCGAGGGAUAAUAAGAUAAUUACCAACUAGUUAAUCCCUCGGCCAGAGUAUAUAAACCAGCAGCACUCUGCACUCGGGGUUGAGAGUGUAGAGGAGAGUACGGGAGAGCGGAGAGAGAAAAAGCAACAUUAACAAAACAAUUGCUAAGACGUGCUGGAUUUCCCAGCACAUCACUUACUUGUUUGUUUGUUCAUUCGUUUGGCCCUUGUGCCCUUUUGUUUUGUGUUGUGUUAAUUUGUUUAAUAUUUUGUUUAUUAAUAAAUACGCUUUAACCGCCCAACCAUUGUUUUGGUUUCUACUUCCUGGUCCGUGACGUCACCACUGCGAGCCAGACUGUCACAGACCUUUUUCUACAUAUUGCUAAUUACAAACUUGUCAUUGACAUAACACCAUCUAUGUAUUGUAGGCCUUUAUCAUCAGAGUUAUUAUCAGAGUUACAGACUGCAUUGUCAUAGAAAGCCUAUUGCUAGGUCUGUUGCUUUAGAAACUGGUAGGAAUUUGUCAUAUGAACAGUUCUGCUUAAAAUGAUCAGCUAUGAAAAUGUAUUUCUUGGAUUGCAUUGUAUACCAAGUAAACAGGGCAUCUCUACCCAAGGUCAUUCCAGAGCAUUCGCUGAAAUAAUUACAUUUGCCCUGUUGGGAGGCAUGCAUUGUAUCUUGUAAAACUAAUCACACUAUUCUUAUUUUCAAUGGCCGUUUGCUACAGAAAAACAGGACUUGAUGGAACAAUGACUAGGAACAGCUGCCAAUUCCCAGCCCAAGCCUGUUUCUAUAAGUAACAGGGUAAAUUGUACAGAUAAUGUUAUUACACAAUGAAUGCAAAGAACUUGACAUACAUUCUUUGUUGAAGAUGUGAAGUUCAGCAGUUAUGAAUCAAGACAAGUAGUUAAAAAAGAAAAUGAUUCUCAAUAGAAAGUAAUACAAAUUAAAAGUGAUGUUUUUGUCAGAAGUUUAUGUCUGAAAAUGCUAAAGGAAUUCAGUGACUUUAAAUGAAUCUUCCCUUUCUGAGUUUGCAUACUAUUGCAGUAGUUGUGGUUAGUAUUACGUGAACAUGACUACAGCGGCUUGUUAAGGCCAUCAAAGUGAUUUCCGUUUUCUCGAGAACCUGGGAUAAAUGAUCUCAUAAUCACGAGAUAACAGAAUGGUAAUAUCGAGAUCCUGAGGCAAAUUAUCUUGUGAUCUCGACAUAAUGAAGAUUUUUUUUAUAUGAUGGCCUCAAUGAGCCGCCUUACAUGACAGUAUCUGAACUUCUGUUUUAGAGUGAAUUAUUACAGUAUUUAUGUUGUAGUCAAUGUCAAUGUGUGGCAUUGGUAUGCAUAUCUGUUUUUUCUGUGAACAGCUCCAGUUUUAUUUGUACUCAGUGAAGUUUACGUAUGGUGCACUGCUGCCUUUUUAUGCCAAAUGCUAUCUGUGUAGAUGUGUAUAAUAACUGUAUUAAGGUAUUUAUUAUAAGUUUGUACAAUGUUGUAGCAUGGUUCAGUUUCCACAUUAGUGCAUUUUAAUUAUAUUUAAGCCUUGCAAAUAACGUAAGCACCCUUUUUCAGCAAAGCUUUUUAAGCACUUUAAACCUUGAUUUGUGUAGCUGUAUGGUACCUGAAUAAGGAACAUUUUCUAUUAUAAAGGAUGAUUAGAAAGUAAGUUUACCACAUCAAUGAUAUGAUGAGUUGAUGUGGUAAACCUACUUUCUAAUCACCCUGUAUAUUGUUUGAGAUACUUGAGUAAAUUCCCCAUCCACAUACCUAGCCUCCAGAAGGUUAGCUACAGCUUCAGUUAAUACAAAUAUGAUACAAAUACAUACAGUAUAUGGCUGAAUCCAGUGUACUGAGACAAGAGAUUCUGAAAUAUCGCGCAAUCAAUACAGCCUUUGCUUAAGACUCUUGAGAUCUAUAGCCAGUCUGAAUCAGGGCUAUUUUAUUAGGAUGUAGGUGGGGCAUUUGCAGCAUGUUUCUCAUGGAUUGAUCUGUGGAAUGGAUAAACUUUUGCCUUGGUUUAUAUACAGUACCUUUCCUUUUUUAAAUCUUUGUAAUGUUUGUUUACAGCGUGUUACUGCUUUUAGAAGUACAUAUUAUGUUCGACAAGAUGUUUAAUCUUACAUGUACAAUGUUGUAAGACUGGUGCAAAAUAAAUGUAUCUCUUUCAUUCUGUGGCUUCAUUGGGAUGUGUGUGAAGAUCAACAGAAAAACAAACUCUGAAGAAAGGGG